UUCUCCUCUGGAUCCCCCUCUUCUCGAGCAGGAAAGGGGGCCGCCACGGGCGGAGAGUGGUACGGGCAGAGUGGUCGAAAGCCGCGAGAAAUUCUGCCACGCGGCGGGCGGCGGGAUCAGGGCGCAAGAGUGUUCUCGCACAGCUGGACCAAGCAGCCGAAAAUCCACAUUCCAGCGAACCAAAGUUGGCCACAACGCCCACCAACAGAUCGCCUGGCCCACCGACGCACGUCAGCAGGAUUACAUAUGAUGCCACCGGUUCCACAGUUGGCCAAGUGGUCUGCACGCUCAUUGAUAUAUCUGGCUGGUCUGGGACUCCACCUUCCGCCAAAUCGCAUAUUGAGCCACUUCAUCAUCAUCAUAUACAUGGCAAAGUCUCAAAACGAAUCCAGGAUUCUCCCGCGCCCGCGUAAGCCGUUGAACAACUCCAGCAGCAUACUCGGAAUCAUAUUUAUCAUGGCCUGCGACAUCUGUCGUAGAAGUGAAUACGACGAAGGCGCAUGGUGCAGAUGAUAACGAUGGAGGCGAACACGAGCAUGAACCCAAGAUGCAGUAAAUAACAAUACAUAUAUCCCCACAACAAUGUUCGAAGACGGGAGGCCCUGAUGAAAUGUGGGUCAUCAGGGUCAACGAUGGUGGGCCCACAAAAACCAGCAUUGAUCACGAUCACGAUCGACACGUGCAGACCCAUCACAAGAUAUAACGAGUGGUUCUGUCGCCUGGAACUGUACAGGAAGCGGUUGCACAGGAAGUUGUUCCCCUCACCGGGCAGCAUUGUGGCGAUCGCGUGGAUCAGCGCAUUUCUUGAUCCGCUUCACCGGCGGCAGAGCAGAACGAAACACAUCUUCACGAGGUCGAGAACGAGGCUGAACAAGGCCCGCAAUAACAUAUUUUCCAGAUCUUCAAUCGGCAAGUGCCUGCUUAGCAAUAGCAUCCACACGCGGCAUAGAUAUUGAAACCCCCAUUGCAUGCUCAAGCAGUACGCCGCGGUCACAACUGGGCAGGGGACCGCAACGAGCAAGACAAGGAGGAAACCCAUCAAGAAAGACAUUGCCCAGAACCGCGCGAUCAAGCUCUGCUCGCUCCGUGGCGUUGCAUGGACACUCCCCGAGCCUAUGUCCCACAGUUUCCAUUGCAGCUUCACACCGAGCGCAGACGUCAUCGUGAAUAUGGAAAGAUAUACGUGUGAUGUUCAAGGCUGUCCACAGCCCCGCCGUGGUGAGCUCUGGCCUCCGAAGUGGUCGUGCGCUUGCCAAAGUUCAGAAAGACCGUCUUCAAGCCCGGAGGUCCUUAGGUCGUCGAACAACUUCGCCUGCAGCGACACUUUGACGCAGAAAAGAACGCUGAUCAUGUAGUCGGCGUUGCACCCCCGCCUUCUGAGCAAGAUCUGGCGUAGCCCCGCGUCCACCUCGGGUAAGCAGAGCAGCAGGCAUGCGAAAACGGAAGGAUGAAGAUGCAGCACGCAAGGUUGCGGAUGUAGACCAAAUAAUGCCUUACAUAUCGCCAGAGAACGAUAUCAAACAACACCAAAUGGUAAUGCAUGCGGAUUGUCGUGAACAUCGCAACACAAGGAUAACGUGUACGGUGCAAACCUGGCCCCAGCACGUGUGUCAUCGGGCGGGAUCGCCGCACGGUCGUCCCAGCUUUGGCCGGGCCCAUCUGGGCGACAGCGGCGAGGGACACGGCCUGCGUCAUCUGCGUCUUGGUGUCGGCGAAACCCCAGUCUGCCCACAUGGCGGCCGUGGCGUCGGCCACGCAGGCGCCCCUCUGCGAGUACGGCAGCAGCUAGACCACCCCCACGCGCGAGCGGUAGGCAGCCAUCCGGCGAGCGGCAACCGAUGCCUGGGUAUCAGGGCCCAGGAGCGAAUCAAUCCCC
Prorocentrum cordatum is the source of this 1876-nucleotide messenger RNA. NCBI's taxonomy places the organism in Eukaryota, Dinophyceae, Prorocentrales, Prorocentraceae. The record is from the annotation of a GenBank genome assembly.